UCCUUCCUUCCUUCCUUUCUUCCUUAUUCUUUCAGCUUUCCUUCUUUCCUUAUUCUUCCUUCCUUCCUUCCUUCCUUCUUCUUUCAGCCCUUUUUCUCUCCUUCCUUCCUUCCUUCCUUCCUUCCCUCCUUCUUUCCCCAUGGAGGUCCACGUGGGGGCCCUGGGCCGGGUCUACGGCCGCCCCCCCAGCAAGACCUUCCGUGGGGCCUUCCAGAGCCUCUUCCAGAGCGUCCGCGAGGCCUUCCAGAGCCCCCCGGUGGACCUGCCCAGCCCUCGCCAGCACCACCACCACCAGCACCACGUGCCGCAGCCGCCGCCGCCGUCGCAAGCGCAGCCCUCUCCGUCCUUCCUGGCCCUGGAGGAGCCCCGCAGCCCCCCCUCGGGGCCCCACAAGCCCCUGCCCGGGGAGGACCCCCCCUGCCGAGCCCGCCCGCCCUUCCCCUCCCCCUCGGAGGCCCCUCUGCUGAGCUGCGCGGCCCUCCUGGGCGAGGGCCCCUCGGGCGCCGGGGACCCACCCCCCACCCCGGAGAAGGGCGACUUCCUGGGGGAGACGGCCAAGGAGCUCUGCAAGGCGGUCUCGGCCUCCAUGGGGCUGGGGGUGGAGGCCCUGGACGCGGUGUCCGCCGGCCCCAGUGCUGAAUCGGGGGCCCCUCGCGGGGACUGCAUGUUCGCCUUGGCCCCCGCCAGGCCCCUCGCCACGUGCAAGAUCGUGGAGCAGCAGGAGGAAGCGGGAGGAGGAGGAGGAGGAGGAGAAGGAGGCGGCUCCGCCGGGGGCCCCGCUCUGGCCCUGGACCUGCCGGGGCCCCUCAGCCUCUACAAGGUGGCCCCCGAGAUGGAGGAGCUCCCCGCCUGCACCAGCCGCGACUACUUCAACCUCCACAUGGCUUUGCCUCCUCCUCCGCCGCCGCCUUUCAGGGGCGGCAUCAAGCUGGAGGAGCCCAUCGAGGGCCCCUUUGGGGCAUGGGGCCGCCGAGGGGGCCCCGCUUCGGAGAUGGCGCCCCACUACGCGGGGGCCCCGCCCGCCUGGCACCCCUUCUUCGCCCCCACCGAGGACCCCCAGCUGUACGUGGAGGGGCAGCCCCCCUCCAUGGGGCCCCCCUUCGGAUACCCCCGAGGAAGCCAAGGGCCCCCCGAAGGAGGAGGAGGAGGAGCCGGGGCCGGGGAGGUGCCCCCCGAAGUGUGGUACUCGGGCCCCGGGGCCCUGGUGGGACGCAUGCCCUUCGGAGCCCCCACCGCUGGAGCCCCCGGGUGCAUCAAGACCGAGCUGGGGCCCUGGAUGGACCGCUACCCCGGAGCCUACGGGGAGAUGAGGUUGGAGUCGGCGAGGGACCACGUCCUGCCCAUCGACUACUACUUCCCGCCCCAGAAGACGUGCUUGAUCUGCGGGGACGAAGCUUCGGGGUGCCACUACGGGGCCCUGACCUGCGGGAGCUGCAAGGUCUUCUUCAAAAGAGCCGCCGAAGGUAAACAGAAGUACCUCUGCGCCAGCCGCAACGACUGCACCAUCGACAAGUUCCGGCGGAAAAACUGCCCUUCCUGCCGCCUGAGGAAAUGCUACGAAGCAGGGAUGACCCUGGGAGCCCGCAAGAUGAAGAAGCUGGGCAACCUGAAGAUGCAAGAAGAAGCCGAGGGAGCCGGGCCCUCCAGCCCCACGGAGGAGCAGGCGCCCAAGAUGUCCAUGACGCGCAUCGAUGGCGUGGAGUGCCAGCCCAUCUUCCUCAACGUCCUGGAGGCCAUCGAGCCAGGCGUGGUGUGCGCCGGCCACGACAACAACCAGCCGGACUCCUUCGCGGCCCUCCUGACCAGCCUGAAUGAACUCGGAGAACGGCAGCUGGUCCAUGUGGUGAAAUGGGCAAAGGCUCUGCCAGGAUUCCGCAACCUGCACGUGGAUGACCAAAUGGCAAUAAUUCAGUAUUCCUGGAUGGGCCUGAUGAUUUUUGCCAUGGGAUGGAGAUCCUUCACCAAUGUCAACUCUCGGAUGCUCUACUUCGCACCAGACUUGGUCUUCAAUGAGUACCGGAUGCACAAAUCCAGGAUGUACAGCCAGUGCGUCAGGAUGCGGCACUUGUCCCAAGAAUUUGGAUGGCUUCAGAUCACUCCCCAGGAAUUCCUCUGCAUGAAGGCUCUGCUCCUCUUCAGUAUUAUUCCAGUGGAUGGCCUGAAGAACCAGAAGUUCUUUGAUGAGCUGCGGCUGAACUACAUCAAGGAGCUUGACCGGAUCAUCGCUUGCAAGAGGAAGAAUCCCACAUCCUGCUCUCGGCGCUUCUACCAGCUCACAAAGCUCCUCGACUCGGUGCAGCCUAUUGCAAGAGAGCUGCAUCAGUUCACCUUCGACCUCUUGGUCAAGUCCCACAUGGUCAGCGUGGACUACCCGGAAAUGAUGGCGGAGAUCAUCUCGGUCCAGGUGCCCAAGAUCCUCUCGGGGAAAGUGAAGCCCAUCUAUUUCCACAGCCAGUGAGAGGGAGAGGCAACCCCGAGGCCCAUCGUCCCCGCAGACCCCUCCAGCCGCCGCCUGCCUCUCCGUCUCUGCACUACCGCAACUGCAGUGCCUUGGGAAGGUGUGUGUUCACGGAGACGCACAGCCACCGCCAAACAAAGAACGAAACAGACUACCUGCUGGGGUUCCUUCUCCUUUUGCCUCGUUCCGUUUUUUCCUCGUUGACCUUUCUUUCCUGGGCAACCCGUCCUGGCGGAAUCAGGCUUCUCUCUCCUUGGAACGAUUCGUCAGGCACUCAAAGCCUCCCGGCCUAUUCCGCCUUGUGUUUUGUGCGUGUGGUGUUGUGGCGUGGGGCCCCGCUGCCCUUGUUUACAUUCAUGCGCCCGUGAGUACCUGACCGUGUCUUUCGUGGCCCUGUGUGCAUGCGCUGCCGUGGUCGCCUUCGAUGUCCAAAGACACAAACUCACAGACAAACUCCACAUCACAUGCACCCCAGCUUUGAGUUGCCCUCUUUACAGCCAUUUAUUUCUCUUUCUUUUUUUUAUAAGAAAACCAACAAAAAUAAUAAUUUUAAAAAAUCAACUCAAAAUGGAAAGAAAACUAGGGUUCAUACUGGGUAAUUUUUCUGUCUUUUUUUUUUUAAACAGUUCUGUCUUUUAUGGGUUUUCUUUUUUUCUCCUUUUUCCUGACUGGGUUGCUGUUUCUGUCCACGGUUACAGGAGGAAUACUCUAAUUGUGACUUUGUAGAAACAAUGACGGGUAAAACCCCUGGACCUGAAGGUUAAGCAAAAAGAGAUACUCUAAUAGUAAUACGAUGGGAUACUCUAAUAGUAAUACGAUGCAUUUGCAAAGAAGAAGAAGCAAAGGAUGUGUUGCCACAACUGUGGCCAUCACAAGGACUCAAUUUUCGUGAGUCGGUGCCUGGACAAAACAUGUAUGGCCAUGUGCGCUCUUGGCUAUGCACAGGUGUCCAUCUUGUUCUGUUGCCAUGACCACUGACUCUCCAAUUCGCCCUUCUCCGAAGGCACUAUUUCUCAAACAUAACCCACCAUGCUGUGUCUCUCACCUGCUGCCACGGCUUUGCUGUGAACCCCACAUUUCUCUGCUAUUUUUGGAGAUGACUUAUGGGGUGGGGCCUCGUUGACUCAACACAAAGUGCCCAAUCUCAAACUGGACCGAAUGCCCAUAAAAAAAAGAAGACCCAACACCUUAAACAUAUAGAGAAGGACUUGUGGGGGGAAAUACCAUUCCCAAUACCUGGAAGGCUACAGAGGACCGUUUGGAUGACUUUUGUUUUGUCUUCUGUGGACCACGAGCCUAGACGUUGUUUUUUUCUCAAAUAAACAAUCAAACCUUGCCCAGUGAAUGUGAACACAUUCCAGUUUUGAAUUGCUCCCCUUUUUUUUUUUUUUUUUUUUUUUUGCAUCGUAGAAGAUGCUCCAAAGCAGCCCUUUGUGUCUUGGUGCUGUCCGUCCGUCCAGAUGUGGACCUCUGGAAACCUCCUUUUUGCUCCACCUCAUCCACAACAACCUCUUCCUCCUUGGUUUUUUCCAAGCAUGACGGAGAUGGUCCCAACCUUAUCUUGAAACAAGACUUCCUUCUUUCCCAUCAAGUUGGGCUCAGAUGUGUGCAUUUAUGGACUGCAGAUGUUAACAGAUAUUGGAUUUGAGCUCUUCUUUGAUUUUAAUAGCUGGAGCUAUUUGCAAUCAUUUUACGAAGGGGAGAAAAGACACCUGUCGUGUGACCUGUCCCUUUCAGCAACUCAGCCAAGUGCAUGGACGUUUCAUCUGUUCUCUUGAUGAUGAUUUGAUGAUGAUGAUGACGACGACGACAUCUUAUUUCCCCUUCCCGUUGGUUCAUUCUGCCUUUUCUCAGCUCAUAACAAGGCGCACCACUCAUGCAUUAGCCUUCUGAGAGCGGUUGCAUAAGGGUUGAAUAGUGCUUUCACGGAUCAGGAGAAGCAACAAGACUUUUUCAAUGUCAAAAUGUUAAAUGCAGUGUCUAAAUGAUCGUGGUCCUCUAGUGCCACCGCGCAUAAACAUGUGUUGUCAUUCUGUUAUGUUCAAUAAGGCCUCUUUCGUGGCUUUAUUGCCUUGGUAAAGCAUGAUGAGCGAGUGGGUCAUACUGCCCUGUCCCCAAAUUUUCUUAAGAUUGACAUAAUUUGCGGGCAAUGUUGCCUCCAAACCGUACGGAAAGCCCACAAAACACAUGACAACAUGCAACCAGUGGUUCUCCAUAAGAAUCCUGUAUUACUCUCAAAUUCCCCUCUCGAGAGUCCUUCUCAGAAGGGAGUCGGAAGUGAUACGACACCACUUUCGUCCUCCGUUUUGAGAAGGACAGCAGACAAAAUGGAAGACGUACUUGGGUUUGCUGUGUUGCCGAUGGGGAAUUCUCCACUCCUUUGGGUGGAAAAUGAAAGAAAAUCAAACCGAUACGGGGCUGAGCUAAUUUUGGAGCAGCCGUUGGCCCAACCAAUUUACCACGCUGCCUGCUUUACCUGUGUGUGUAUAUAGUAUAUAUCUUUACAAACAUAUCUAUGCUAAUGUUGUGGAUAUCGCGACGGUCUUUGGCUUCCCCUUUCUUGCUUGGGUGAAGCGACAGCGGAGCACUUAGAAGUGAGAACACAACCCUCUUUCCGGGUUCGGUAGUGUAGAAAAAUCCCAAAUUUGGCCAGGUGUCUUAAAAUCCUAGAUUGGAAAUAGAUUUAUUGUCGAGACAAUGUAUUGUGGAUCAGUUAAUACCUUCUGCCCCGAAGUCUCGAAUGGAAGAGCGGAAUGAAGUCCCAACAUACACACAGCUGUUGAAUACGGUUCGAUAGUUAAAACCAAUGUAAAUUGUUUGCAAAAAAGAUGUUUGUACCAACUGGAACUGCAAUCUGUUGUGUCAAGUCUGUGGAAUUUUAACACAAGGUUUGCUCGCCACAGAAGGGAAUCUGGGUCUUGGAUACAUAUAUGGCCACAUAUCCUUCUGUGCCUUAAAACUAAAUUUUCCUCUUUGUGCAAAGCUUUUGGAGAGAGAAAGCAUCCUUUUGCACAUUGCUGGCUGCGGAAAAGGUCCCGAACUUCCUUGAAAGAUGACGGAGAUCCAUCCAGCAUUUUAGCCGGCCCUGGAUCGGACGCUGCCGGAAAAAGCGGAUACGGAUCUUCAUGGGAUUCUCUUUAGCUUAGCAAUGGAAACAGUCUCCACUUGUGCAAAGCCCCUUCUGUGCAUUACAAUCCGUGAGGUUAUUUGGGGCGUAACUGUGCAUUUUAAAAUCCAGAAUGCCUUUCGUGAAUGUCAUGUAAAUAUUUUUGGGAGAGAGGUGGUGGUGAUGGGUUAGGACUGUCGACGUUCCUUGUGUCGGCUUAAAACUGAAGAAGCGCCAAAGCACUGACAGCGUCCUAGCCAUCGACCCUCCUUUUCUUUCUUUUUAUUACCCCUUUUAUGCAUUUUUAUUGUUGUUGUUGUUGUUGAUAAUGAUGAUGAUGUUAUUAUGCAUUUUUAAAAAUGGUGUAUUUUUGGGGGAGAUUCCGUUUUGCCGUGUCGAAAAGUGACCUUCUUUUCAGGCAGCCCGGCGAGCGCAACGCCGUCCAAUUGCCCGGUCUGUGACUUACUUUUAAAGCUCUUAAAAGAGCCAAAAAACAACCUUUCCUGAGGAGGAAAAGGACAAUGAAGCCAAGUGAGGGGAUGCCUGUCUGCCCAGCACUUUUUGGUGCAUCAAUAGGUAGCCUUGACGUCACGGCCAUCUUGCCUGUCCAUCACCAUAGCCGAAUAGUUUGGUUAGUAGGCAAAGUAGACCCAUUCAAAGAACUGUUGAGUGGUGAGUCAACACAUUGAGAAACCCAAUCAAUUCAAUGCUCCUGUUGUUAUUGGGACUUAAGGGGACUGAGGCCUUUAUUUUGGGGUGCCUCAUCAUUGGUUGGGUUUCCCAAUGCAUUCCUUGUGAAACCCAACCAACACGAUGAUUGUAUUGCCAUUGGGAUUCCCAAGAGGAUUGAGGCCUCUGUUAUGGGCUACUUCUUAAUUUUGGUACGUCCCAUAAUGCUCAUUGCACCGCCUUCCUAUUCUCCUUCAUGCAUUCCUUGUGAAACCCAACCAACACGAUGAUUGUUUUGCCAUUGGGAUUCCCAAGAGGAUUGAGGUCUCUGUUAUGGGCUACCUCUUAAUCUUGGUACGUCCCAUAAUGCUCAUUGCACCGCCUUCCUAUUCUCCUUCAUGGAUUCCUUGGGAAACCCAACCAACACGAUGAUUGUAUUGCCAUUGGGAUUCCCAAGAAGAUUGAGGUCUCUGUUAUGGGCUACUUCUUUAUUUUGGUACGUCCCAUAAUGCUCAUUGCACCGUCUUCCUAUCUCUCCUUCAUGCAUUCCUUGGGAAACCCAACCAACAUGAUGAUUGUUUCGUCAUUGGGAUUCCCAAGAGGAUUGAGGCCUCUGUUAUGGGCUGCUUCUUAAUUUUGGUACGUCCCAUAAUGCUCAUUGCACCGCCUUCCUAUCUCUCCUUCACUGGAGGAUGAACCAGACUCCUUUCAGCUCCGUCCUUUCUCUGAUCCAGGGCCAAAAUACCCUUUAACUUUUGUAAACAUGGACGGAAAGCCAUCCCUUGAAGGCUGCUCCCAUUCUAUCCUUUUCUCCUUAGAAACAAAGGGAAGCUGGAGCAUUGGUUGGGAUGUUCUUGGGUCCUCCCAACUAGUCUCUCCAUUGCAUCAACUUUUGCAUGACAAGUCAACGCAUUGGGAAAGUCAACCCAUUCCCCAUCCCAACUCACAAUUGGAAUGAUGCCCCUAUUUUGGGUUGCCUCAUUACUUGGGCACCUCCCGUGAUGUUAGAAGGACGCAUUGGACCUCGGUGGUCAAGAGACAUACCAGAGAUCUUCUGUCUCCGUUCUUCACAAAUUCAGAUGGACUGCAGGCUAUCCCUUGAAGGCUAUUCCCGUUGUAUCUUUUCCCCUUAUGAAACAAAGGAAAGUAGAGCUUUGGGCUGCGGCCGGGUGUCCAAUUUGGCGACGGCUUCCCUCCGUAAUUACCACGUUCUUGUUGUUGUGGUCCUUUCAAGCCAGCGAACAGAGGGAAGGCCGUGCCUAUUGCCUCCUUCUGGGCUGCUUUCGAGAUGCCUUACGUGUAUCGAUAACCUUUUUUCGUUCUCACUCGUUGUUGUUGUUCUUGCUGUCGUCGUUUUUCAGGAAAGGCUUCUGUUCGGGACACUUGCUCCCUGGAAAGCCGCCUUUUAUACAAAUGCACUUUGUGUAAAGCUUGAGCCAUUUCUGCCCUUCGCUUGCAGCAGGUUUAUUUUUUUACCCAAAGAAUGUGUGGCAUUUACCAAAGAACGUGUAUAUAAAAACGGGAAGAGGUUUUUUAAAAGAGUUUGUAUUUGCAAAACAGGAAAGAAAUCGGGAGAAUUGGGGUGCAGCGAGAGCGCUGUUUUCCUGUUGUGGGUCUUGUAAUGCAUUUGCUUGCGUGCUGAGUUUGGGUGCUCGAUUUUUGACCGAUCCUGUGCUGCGGAGGAUCUCUACUGUGGAAAUAAUAGGUUUAUGGGGGACAUGAUUUGCACUUGGGGAGGAGGGGAGCAAAGGGAAGCGGUCCCAGACCUGCUCCCCAUUCGAUAGCACUAGAGGUUUCAGAGAACCAGGGUUGUGCGGGAGGGUUUGACACGGUUUUGGGGAAAAGAUGGAAAAGAUGGCGGACAAAAGCCAUCAGUUGCACCUUGAACAGCCAAGUUCUAAAGAUUUUUUAUGCUGCAAUCGCCCUCUUUCAAGUUGCAACCUUUGCACCCAUCAGGCUCCUAAAUGUCAAUGGCCCCCGAAUAAAAACACUGCUCCUCCCAUGGAUUUGUCCUUUUGCUUCCCAAAUUUCUAGCACUGGAAUCAGUUAAAGCUUCAGUAAGAAGGUGAAGGAAAUACAAUGGUGGUGAUUUUCGAAACCAGAGUACAAAACUAUCUUAUUUACAAGGAUUUACAACCAAGAAAGAUAGAGUCAAUUUUGUCUGCUAGAUGAGACAUUUUGUAUGACUGGAGAUUGGACUGGAUGGUCUUAUGGUCUCAUCCAGCUCUUCUACAACUUCAUCUACAGUGUCGUGUAAUGCAGUCUGAGCUGCACGAUAUGGUCAAUGUAGAUGCAUAUAAUGCAGAUUGAACUUCAUUAUAUGAGUCUACAUCAUAUCCAGGGAGGGCCUUUUCAGCAUCGGUUCAACUACUGCUUCUUUUAAACAGGAUGGGAAUUUCCCCUUCCUGAGAGAUUCAUUAUGAAUUUCUUGUAUGAGAUCGAAUUGAAUCUCCUCCCUAAAUGACCAGCCAAGAAGGACAAGGAUCCAGAAAGCAGGUUGGCUUCCUUAUUUGCCCCAGUAGCUUUUCCACAUCAACAGUACUCACCGAUUGAAACUGAUCCAGUGUAAUCGCACUUACAGAGUUGCUGGACACCUCCUUGUUGGCCUCUGCUCCAAUGACUGUCUCUAAGUCGACUCUUAUGCACAUUUUUAUUAUUAUCCAAUUCAGUGCAUUAUGAAAUUGCAUUAUAUGGCAGUGUAGACGGGGGAUGGGGGUGGGCUAUGAUUCCAACUCGGAGAGCGAGCUGAAACAACCAAAUUUGGUCAAGACAAUAAGGAGAGCAUCCAAGCUGAAAGUUUGAAAGAAUUGUGCUAUCACUUUUUUCUAAGUAAUGUAACAUGUUUGUAGUGUAGUUACAAAAUGGAAGAAAAUUUACACAAAUUUAAACCAAGGCUGGAUCUACGGUGUCAUAUAAAGCAGUUUCAGGAAACAGAUUAACUUCAUUGAACUGGAUGGUGUGAGCCUGCACUACGAUAUAAUCCGCUGAUGCAUUAUAUGGCAGUGCAGAUCCAACCUAAGUGGGAGAAAAACCACAGUAAAGAGCUGGAAAGGCAAAGAUCCCAAAUGGAAGAGUCCUGAGAUACAGUGCUAGACAUUUGAGAGAGGAAGGAGAACUUCCCUUUUCGGGGGCAGAAGUAAAAGAUUGGCAUUUCUGAUGGUGUCUCUCCGGCUAAACAAGGAGCUUGGGCUUGGGCUGCAACUUGAAAGUGGCCCUGUGAAAUGUGACGUUGCCACAAAGUGGAUGUGUGCCAAUUGAGGUGCGUUGGCUUUUCCGGCCAGGCAAGGAGGCCAAUGCGAACCUCCCUUUUCUUAUCUUGCAGCUCUGUGGGGUAUCAUCCUGCAACCCUUUGUAAGUUUGGGAGAAGGUGUUCUGCAUUGUGUACGUUGCUUUUCCCCUCUUUCCGUCAGGGUCGAAACGAAGCCAAGAAAGCCGACGUCCCUGACGAACAUUUACGUAAUUUGCAUAAUGCCGUUUGUUAGGUAUUCUGUAACGAUUGUGGAACUUUAGAGAAAAAAACAAUGAAAGAAAUGUUUUGUGUGUUUGUAUGUGCACUUUUUAAAGAUAUAUAAAAAGCCAAAACAUUAAGACCUUCAUAUACAGAGAUUUUUUUUAAGAAGAAAAAAGAUAUAGAGAUAUAUAGAGAUAUAUGCAUUAGAUAGGGGCUGUUGGCCAACAGCCAUUAUUGUUCGGGAUUGUAGACCUGGCAGUUGUCUUCAUGCGGCUAAGCGGAGUAUCUAAACCAGCCGAAAUGUGGAACAGUUGAGUAAGCUACAAAAGGGGUUGGGAAGGGUCCUCAACUUUAGUAGGAGAUGCCAGAGGGUCAUCUCUUUUUUUAAAAAAAAAAAUUGAAAAUUAAGCUCAUUAGUUCUUACUUUUUUGCUCUGGGCCCAGCGCACGCGGGUGCUUUUGUGUUGCGUGGAGCGGCGGUUGCCUUUAUUUUUUCCAGCCGAUCAGAGUGACAACGAUGCUAUAUCAAUCGGGAGGAAUGUAGGCUUUAUCCGAACCGAGUUUUCCCAUUGUGACUCUUGACCUACUCGCCCGGUGCGGUUUCCCUUUGGACCGGGAUCUUUUUCCUCGGUGAAUUGCACCUCGCGAAAAGCGUACUUUAAAGGACAGUUUACACUCCAUCCGCACGCGAGAGUUGCGAAGGUCCGUAAAGCUUGAGUAGAGCUUCAUGCGAAGAGUUUGGAAGCGAAAAGCUUUGGAAGCGUCUUAGUCGGUUGGCAUCUCGCCGCUCUUGGACAUCCGGGCCGACUUCAUGCUGUGUUUCAUCUUGUUCCUUCUCUCUUUGUUUAUUUUGGGGGGGGGGGGGAGGGGGGGUUAAUCUUAAAUCCUAUUGUUGCUCUCAAUACAAUAAAAACUCAGAACUUUGGUUGUUGGAAAAAACCUGCUUGUCUGCCUCCAUUUUUUUUUGCAGCUUCCCAAUGGCUUUGUGGGCUCAUUACUCUAGUGCAGGGGUCCCCAAACUAAGGCCCGGGGGCCGGAUGCGGCCCUCCGGUGUCAUUUACCUGGCCCCCGCCCUCAGUUUUAUAAUAUAAUAUAUUGUAUAUACAUAUAAUAUUGAUAAUAAUAUUAUAAUGUAAUACAAUAUAACACUAAUAAUAAUACCAUAUAAUAAUUUUAAUUAUAUAUUCUAUAUUACAUAUAAUAUUACUAAUAAUAUUACAGUAUAGUGGUAUAGUUCAAUAUAGUAAUAUAUAAUGCUAAUAUUGUGCUAUGCCAUUAAUAUAAUAUAUUGGAUGUACAUGUAAUUUGUAAGCCACUCUGAGUCGCCUUUGGAGUGAGAAGGGUGUGAUACAAAUGUAGUAAAUAAAUGCAGUAAAUAAAUAAAUAAUAAAUAAAUACAUUUUAGACUUGGGCUCACCCAAAGUCUAAAAUGACUUGAAGGCACACAACAACAACAACAGCAACAAAUCUAAUUAACUUGACUAUCUCAUUGGCCAGAAGCAGGACCACACUUCCCAUUGAAAUCCUGAUAAAUGUAUGUUGGUUAAAAUUGUUUUUAUUUUUAAAUAUUGUAUUGUUCUUUUAUUGUUGUUGUUGUUGCACUACAAAUAAGACAUGUGCAGUGUG
Messenger RNA from Anolis carolinensis (green anole), 11309 nucleotides. RefSeq names its product androgen receptor (gene ar). Gene Ontology annotation, biological process: positive regulation of transcription by RNA polymerase II; male gonad development; androgen receptor signaling pathway. Gene Ontology annotation, molecular function: nuclear receptor activity; steroid binding; estrogen response element binding. Lineage: Eukaryota; Metazoa; Chordata; Lepidosauria; Squamata; Anolidae. Gene Ontology annotation, cellular component: chromatin; nucleus. The record is from RefSeq and is a predicted model, not a curated record.